GUUUGAGACAUGAGAAACAAUUUUAUAUGCCUAUUUUCCAUUAAAAUUUGGCUGCUUAAAUUUCGGUCUCUCCUGUCUCCUCGUCAAUAAUAUAAAACUUGUUAGGCCAUCAAGCUUCCUCAAUUUCCUUUCUUCCAAACAAUAUCUAUUCUUGGUGAGUUCUUGAUCAUCUUAGAUUCAGAGUGGUGGCCAUGGAAAUCUUUCAGAAAGCUAGCGUUGUUCGUUUAUGUAGCCACCAUGACAAAUACUUAAUUGCUGAAAAUGAUCAGGAAACCGUUGGACAAGACCGAGAUGGGUCGUCGAGGAACUCACGGUGGGCAGUGGAGUUCGUCGAUUCAAGCCCAGUCCAUAUUCGUCUCAAAAGUUGUUUCGGGAAAUACUUGACGGCUUCGAACAUGCCGCUUCUUAUCGGAAUGAGAGGGAAAAAAGUGCUGCAAACGUUGCCGAGAAGACUGGAUUCUUCGGUGGAAUGGGAACCCAUCAGGGAAGGCGUUCAAGUUAGGUUCAUGACACGUUACGGCCGGUAUUUGCGAGCCAACGCAAAGCUCCCACCGUGGAGGGGUCACAUUACACAUGAUAUUCCGCAUCGAUCGGUGACCCAAGAUUGGAUUCUUUGGACUGUUGAUGUUAUAAUACAUCAGCCACGUGCUCUGCUUCCUCCUCCUCCUUUGGAAACAACAACUUCGGAGCAGUGUUCGGAUAAAGAAGAGGAUAAUAACUCAAAUUCGGAUGAUCCUGGCUCACCUUCAGAAAUCUCACUUAGGGGCCCUAGACUUGAGAGUGGUGAGUCAACUAAGGGUUCACCCGCGGCAUUUGAAGGAAGAAAAAUUAGUUAUGAAGUAGUUGAUGAAAAUGGUGAUGUUGAUAAGAAAAUCGGGGAACGAACCUUCACAUUUAAAGGCAGCGGGGUUGAGGAAUUGAAGAAAGUUUUGAAGGUGGAAACGGAGGUGAAUGAGGACAUUUGGAUUUGUUCACGUAACCCUUUGAAUGGCAAGCUUUCUCCACUUCGAUUGCAUCUUCCUCCCAACAAUGCAGCUAUGCAUGUUGUUGUUGUUCCUCAAUCAUCUAAAGCGGCAAAUGAACUUGAGAGUCGUUGAACCUUUAUGGCAAUUUCACUCGACAGUGCCGCAAAUGAAUUGGCAGAUAUAUGGUGAUUGAAAUGCUUCCAAAGUUUAAUUGUUUUUUUGUUUUCUUUUGUUAGAUUUUAUAUGAAAUUUAAUUUCCCUGUAAUUCUUUCGUCCAGAAUAAUAUUCUCUCCUCUUUCUUUAAAGAAAGAAAAA
Gossypium arboreum is the source of this 1280-nucleotide messenger RNA. RefSeq lists its product as uncharacterized. The record is from RefSeq and is a predicted model, not a curated record. The transcript is spliced from 4 exons. The coding region runs from base 192 to 1097 and encodes 301 amino acids. NCBI's taxonomy places the organism in Eukaryota, Viridiplantae, Streptophyta, Magnoliopsida, Malvales, Malvaceae.